This is a messenger RNA of Striga asiatica, 1263 nucleotides long. Lineage: Eukaryota; Viridiplantae; Streptophyta; Magnoliopsida; Lamiales; Orobanchaceae. The record is from the annotation of a GenBank genome assembly.
AUGUCAACAAUGCUUUAUCGCAGAUUUUUGUUUACUGAUGAAGAGCGUACAAAUGUUUCUGCGGUUGCUUAUAAUGCUGUUAUUAAAGAAUUUGCUAAGCUUCUUCUGCCAUACAAAAGAUACUACCUUUCUGGAGCAAAGGUUCGACCAGAGAUUCCUUUGUAUCAAGUUGGUGAUUCCAGGUACAAUUGGCUUAUAGUUACGCGUACUCACACCGAAGUAUACCAAGAAUCCCUCCCUCCACAGCUUCUAUGCAAAAUUGAUAUCCAUACAUUUGCAAACAUACACAAAUAUGCUGACACGGAAAACCGUAGAAGUGAGUUUAUUGUACAAAUACAUACAACUUAUCAUGCUACACUAGUCUAUAAUUUUCAAGUAAACAACAUGCAUAACAGUAUACCUAACUUUCGUUUUUUUUUUCCACACCAUUUGUUGUCCGGUCAAGACUCUAGGGAAAAGCCAAUGCUCUUAACACUAUGGAACCAAUUUGAAGAGGAUAAAGGUGCACACUUAGCUAACACUGUAUCAGCUGGAAAUACAGACUCAUCCCAUUGCCUGAAACGAACGACUGAUGUCAUUACUAUUAAAGAUGCCUUAGCAUCAAUCAGAUAUGUCAAAACUUGUUGGAUAAGCGGGAAAAUCAAAUUCGUUAAUGACAAUAGGCCUUUAUGGACAGCCACGUGCCACGUUUGCCUCAAGAAUUACAACAUGCCUCCAAACACCCCAAUGAAGUGUCGCAGCUGCCGAGAAGACUCUCAUGUUGAAGAAGCAAGGUGUCGGUUACCAGUAGCGAUUCAAAAUAAAAUUGGAACCAUAUAUGCAAUCAUCUAUGGUGCUGAUGCGGAACAACUGAUCCCUUAUAACAACAAUGAACUUUUUGAGGCAGAACAACAGUCAGAGUCUACUUACCACACAAUACUCAAGCUUUACAUUGCCGAGAUGAUGGUGGUUCAGGGUGAUAUGACUGAAAUGAAAUCAUCUACAAAAGAACAUCAACAUCAACAUCACCAAAGUAAUCUAUUCAGCCGGACUCUUAAAAAUGUGAUGGAAUCCGUCGCCAUCAAAGAUGAAAAAGCCCCGCAUGCACCCACUCCAGAAAGCUCGACCAAGAAGCGGAUCAACUUCGAUAACCAACAAAUCACCACACAGGCAACCAGCGCAACUACACCACAAUCCUCAUCACACUCAACCCUUCAAGGAACUGUCAAUCCUACUGCAACCCCUGCAAGCCCUUCAAAGAAAAGUCGCCCGAAAAUGGAUUAA